AUGACGGUGGAGAAGAACACUGAUAGACGUUCCUGUGCUGCCCCAUCAAUAGUGCCCUGGAUUUGUGCUCUGAAAGAAAAGUAGUUAGUUUGUUUAGUUUACUCAAUUGGUUAAUGUGUCAUCAUGAAGCUUCUAGAUUUAGCUAGCAAUCCUCUAUUUCAGCAGUUGCUAUCAGAAGAUAGAUUCAUCUCCACAACAUCAACAGAGUAAUACCAUUAGCCAGCAGUUUACCAUCACCUGGAUUAUCAAAUGAUUAUGUGACACUUUCAGAAAAAUGGGACUUCCCUCUUUCUUGGGAUGCUAUUUCCAUUUUGGUGGUCAGGGUCUCUUUAUAUCAACACUAUAGCAAAGCUCCCUGGUGUCUAUUAAUUUCACAAAAUCACUGUUUUUCCUGGUUAUGUGUGUUAUUAUUAUUAUAGCAUAGUUCUUUACCUGUACAUAAAAGAGGGAUCAAAAAAAAAAAAAAAAAAAAAAGUAUUUUCCUUUUCCUCCACAAUUAUUGAGAAAGGUGAUGAGUGGCAAAACCACCAGAAUAUUUUCUACUACCACAGCUAUAGAGCACUGAUAAAGUUUGACAAGUUUUCUUCAUCAUAGUGGUUUGGUUGUAUGUGUAUAAUCAGCCAGCUUUUAGUGGUUAUAUUUAUACUGCACCCCUCUGUCAGCGCAUGCUAUCAGUAGUUAUAGACAAAGCUCUACAGCAACAGCUAUGCUUUAUGGCUAACUAGUCUUAUCUGUUAAACAAUACAAUACACAAACUGUUUACCUGUUCUGCUUUUGUGUUUCUUGAAGGGUUCAACCAAGUGAUAUCUAAAUGUGCUGUUGAGGAUGAAUUCCAUAUUGUCAAAUGCAGCUGGAUAGAUACCAAACUAAUUCAAAAUACCUUGACGAAUAAUGAAAGUUAUAUUACUUGGUACAAACACACAGAUUCAAACAACAAAGUGAAUAUUUCUGCAAAUGUGAACAACAGGAUAACUGCUAAAGGAGAUACACUUGAGUUUUGGCCAUUACAGUUAAAUGAUUCCGGAGAAUAUAGCUGUGCUAUCCAGUAAGUAAACAUUUUAAAUUAUUAUAAAAGCAACAAUACUAUACUCCCAAACCAGAGCUAGCAGAGUUGGCUAGGGACCUUCCUUAGCAAUUACAGCAGAUGUGUUGCUAUACCGUGGAGGUUCCCUACUGCACAACCUUAUCAAUCAAGUCUUUGGCAUAGAGUCUAUGCUGAAGAAUUGUUUGACAGGUAGGGAAAGACUUGUUUUUCAAAAGGUUUUCCUCUCAAUCUAUAUAUUGCUAGCAAACCUUCUAACACAAUAUAUAGAUAAAAUAGGAUGAUCUUUAAAAAGCAAAAUUAGUUUUGGCCCUGGCAAGUUCCAUUUAAUGGCAUCAUAAACACACCAUCUUAUUGAAAUAGUUAUGGUAUCUAGAGUCCCCUGGUGCCAACUCAUGGUUAAUUUCCCAAUGUUCAAACUGAACGAGCAUCCCCUGCAGCCAGGUCUCUCUAUGUUGUUUAGACUUAUUCUUCCAAGUUAUCUUAAACAGUGAUGGGUACCAGUGAUUGACUGCGAGUAUUGAAAAGGGCUUUAUUUUCAUUGGGAAUGGAAUCAACAAGGCUGUCCAUUAGCACCCCUCCUAUAUAUUUUAUCCAUUAAGUCACUUGCGACAUAUAUGAGAUUAUCACGUAAUAUCUCAGGUGGUUUUUAAGUAGACCAAGAACAGAAAAUAACACUAUUUGCUGAUGAUGUAAUUUUUACCUUGACAAAUCUAGAAAUGCCCCUUCCAGCAGUAAUGAACUGCAUGGAUGAAUAUAGUUACCUUUCUAACUAUAAAAUUAAUGUACAUAAUACCCAAGUUAUUCAUAGGAAUUUAACACACUCACUGGUCAAAAAACUCUGGAUUUAAGUGCUCUUAAAAUUCCAUCUUAUAUCUCGGAAUUAAGAUAAAUUUUAAUGUCAGUUCAUGGCUUCAGGAAAACUAUGACAUACUUGUUCAAGAGCUUAACGGUCUGACAGAUAAAUGGAGUAAAAUAUAGCUCUCUUGGCUUGGGAGUAUAAAUACCCUUAGAUCCUAUUUACUUCCCAAGUUAGAAUAUCUCUUUUGUAUAAUACAUCUUAGAGUCCCCAAAAUAGUCCCCAAAAUAAUGUUGAGGUUGUUUCCUAGACUAUUUGUAUUUUAUGUUUGGGAUGGAAAAAAAAACUAGGAUGAAACAAUGCUAACCAGAACAUCAGAAGGGGGAUUUAUCAUUUCCCAAUGUUUUUCUUAUUCACGACACUGUUAUGUUUUCACAUUAUCUAGAAUGGGGAAACAUGUAUUCUUUAACCCCUUAAUGACACAACUUCUGGAAUAAAAGGGAAUCAUGACGGAAUAUUUCCAUCAUGUGUCCUUAAGGGGUUAACGAAACCCUGGUGUAUGUUUGAAAGAAAGAUCAUUUGAUCCUGUUCACUUUGGAUAGAUAAAAACAUCUAUAGAAAUUUGAAGAUAGACAACUUAGUUAUCAACCAAGUCUUUUACUCUGUAGAUGCAAUAAAGAAACUCUUAAUCUCAAACAACUUUCUAAACAUACUCCAUUGAUAGUUCUGAAAUUACUUAUUCAAGAUUUGAAUUUGACAGGUUGGUCAGACGCAGGAUUAAUGAGACUAAAAUAGACACGUGCAAUUAGUUUCGGUCCGAAUUUAAAUUCGUAUGAAUUUCGGCAAUUCGGACAUUUGGAUGCUUCUGAAUGUCCGAAUUGCCGAAGUGCGAAAGUCCUGAAUUGCCGAAUUGUGGAAAUGCCAAACCUAAUUUUGGAAGUGCCAAAUUGCCGCAGUCCUGAAUUACCGAAUUUUGGAAGUGCCAAACUGAAUUGCUGAAGUGCCGAAUUUCGGAAGUGCCGAAGUGCUUUGAAAUUCUGAAAAGUGGCAAAACAGGAGAGGGAGGGAAAAUUAAGGGAAUGAUGACAGGAAUCUAACCCUAUCCCUAAGCCUACUCCUAACCCUGGCCCUAAACCCACCCCUACCCACCUAUUAGGAUUAGGGGUAGAGUUAGGGUUAGGUUUAAGGGUAGGGUUAGGGGUAAAGAAAGGUUGGGGUUAGGGUAGGUUAGGGGUGGGGUUACGGUUAGGGGUAGGGUUGGGUUAGGGGUUAAGGCUAGAGGUAGGUUAGGUUUAGGGGUGUGGUUAGGGGUAAGGGAAGGUUUAGGGGUGGAGUUAAGGGUAGAGGUAGGGUUGGGGUUUUGGGUAGGGUUAGGGUAGAGUUAGAGGUGGGAUUAGGGUUAGGGGUAGGGUUAGGGGUAGCGUUAGCAGUUAAGAUUAGGGGUAGGGUUAGGGGUAGGGUUACGGUUGGGGUAGGGGUAGGAGUUAGGGGUAGGGUUAGGGCUUAGGGGUAGGGUUAUGGGUAGGGUUAGGUUAGGGUAGGGUUAGGGUUGGGGUAGAGUUAGGGUUCGGGGUGGGGUGGGCUUAGGGUUAGGGGUAGGGUUAGUGAACUGCCGAAGUCCCAAAUUUCCAAAGUCCUGAAUUGCCGAAGUCCAGAAUUUUGGAAGUGCCGAACCAAAGAGCCGAAGUGCCAGAUUGCUGAAGUCCCGAAUUUCAGAAGUGCUGAACCGAACCGAAGUGCCCGAAUUUCCUGAAGUCAUGAAUUUCGGAAAUCCAAACCGAACCAAAUUUUUUGUCCAUGCACAUCCCUCGAAUAAAAUAUAUUUACUGUGCUGGUAAAAUCUGCAAGCUUUUUGAUCUUCAAAUUAGAACAAAUCUUGAUAAAGAACUAUUUACAUAUAUAAAUGAAUCACCUUUAGAUAAGCUUCUACUUGGAGAUCAUGGAAAGAUACCUUCUAAGAUUAAGAAAGCUAUAUAUACCCUAAAUCAAAAUAUGAAAAUAAAAACUAUUAAAGAUUAGGAAAAGGACAUGGGUAAAACGUUCUCUUUCCAGACAUGGCAAAAUUAUUUUAAAAUGAUUGUGAAAUCUAUCCAUUGCAUGAAUAUACAGGAGACCUUUUUUAAAUUUGUACACAUAUUGUAUGUGACUCCUAUAAAACUUUGUAAAUUUCAACCAAAUACUUCUAUUCUUUGUUGGAGAUGUAAUAGAAAUGUUGGUACACUAAAACAUAUAUGGUGGGACUGUCUGAUACUAAAUAAUUUCAAAAAUCUUCAUAGACUUAUCGAUAUUACUUUAACUUUAGAGCAAUUUCUUUUUCAUUUUGAUCUUUCGUGUCUAUCUAAAUCAUUAGAAUAUCUGGUUAUUCAUAUUCUAAUGGCAGUGAAACGAUGUAUGGCUAGAUAUUGGAGAAAAGAGGAAUUUUCCAUCAUAGAAGAUUAAUUACCAAGGGGUAAUGGAAAAAGCAGUGUAUUAUGAUGAUGGUAAUAUAACGACAUACAAUAAGUUCUGGGAUGUUGGUUUACCUAUUCGAAAGAGUGAAUUCUGUCCCCAAAUCAUAUUUUACCUGACAUUGAUAUGUAUUAUAACUUGUGGUUUCGUCCUACAGGUUGGUCCCCAAUAGGAAAUGUAUGUUUUGAAAUAAUCCUUAUUAUAAAUUAAUGUUUUUAGGAUUAGACUAGGAGAGUCCUCCCUGCCCCCCCUUAGGUGUCUCAGUUGUUUUGUGGUGUAUUUGUUUGAUGUAUUUUUUCAUAUGUUUUUAAUAUGUUAUUUAUGCAUCAUUGUUUGUUUCUCUUUGAAGAAUAUAAUAUAUAAUAUUUAAUUGUUGUUUUAUUAUUUCUUCUGCAGAACAAUAAUAUUUUAAGUAUGUGUAACAUUACAUAAACCAUGUUAUUUAUUGCAUGUGUAAACAAACACUUAAACUAUGAAUAAUGAACUUAAUUAUAUCUAUAUUGAUUAUAUAUUGAUUAUAUGCAUACUUAUAUGUCUAAAAAAACAAAUAAAAAUGUUAAAGGUAAAAAAAAAGAAAAGGGCUUUAAUACUAUCACUGCCACCCAUGACUUUUAUGGAUUUUUAGGCAUAAUGUGGUCUUACACUUGGUCUUAGACUAUGUUUUAGGUGGGGCAUAGCCACAUGUACAUGGGGACCCUAAUUCAAUGGUAAAUCAUUCAAAACCAGCUUAACACUGAACCAUGGAAUGAGUUAUGCAUGAGGACUUCCAGCAUCACCGAAAUCCCCAUAGGAAAGCAUUCAUUAAUACUUUCCUAUGAGGAAAUCCAAAUGCGAGUGCGGCCAUUGCUGCGCAUGCUCAAUAGGUCUCCCCCUCCAGCUGACGUCGGCAAGGAGGAGCAUGGGCGGAGUUGGACCCAGGGCCGGGGGACAUCAGCGCUGGAUUCAGGUAAGUGACUGAAGAAGUAGAAAACCAUUGUACCAGGAAAACAACUAUUUUUAUCUGGCACUAUAGAAUCCCUUUAAUCUGCCCCCUCACCUAAAGAUCAGUUUUACUGCAAACUAUUUCACACCACCAUUUAACUUAAAGGGAUACUUCAGGCAUUAAAACAAACUGUAGCUUAAUGAAGCAGUUUUAUUGUAUAGCUCAUGUCUCUGCAGUCUUACUACUCAAUCCUUUGCCAUUUAGGAGUUAAAUCACUUUUAUUUCUGUUUAUGCAGUCCUAGUCACAAACACCCUGGAAAAAAAUGGUUUAAUUUUCAAUCUUAAAUUUAAAGUUUUUCUCCUUAAUUCCUAAAUGGCAGAGAAUUGAGCAGUGAGACUGCACUAUAUACACCAAAACUGCUUCAUUAAAGGACCACUAUAGGCAGCUUAAUGAAGUGGUCUGGGUGCCAGGUCCAUCUAGGAUUAACCCUUUUUUUUUAAUAAACAUAGCAGAAGCAGAGAAACUGCUAUGUUUAUAAUAUGGUUAAUCCAGCCUCUAGUGGCUGUCUCUUGACAGCCGCUAGAGGCACUUGCGUGCUUCUCAGAGGCACUUGCGUGCUUCUCACUGUGAAAAUCACAGUGAGAAGACGCCAGUGUCCAUAGGAAAGCAUUGUAAAUGCUUUCCUAUGAACUGGCUGAAUGCGCGCGUGGCUCCUGCCGCGCAUGCACAUUCAGCCGAUGACGUCGCUAUAGAGGAGGAGAGGAGGAGGAGAGCUCUGCGCCCGGCGCUGGAGAAAGGUAAGAUUUUAACCCCUUCCUCUCCCCAGAGCCUGGCGAAAGGGGGACCCUGAGGGUGGGGGCACCCUCAGGGCACUAUAGUACGAGUAUGUUUUCCUGGCACUAUAGUGGUCCUUUAAGCUGGAGUUGUUUUUCUACCUAUAGUAUCCCUUUAAAUUACUAGGCUAUACUGCUAGAUCUAUGUGAAAUCACCUUCGACAGGUUUCUUGAGUGCACUUUUGACAGUAUGUCUAAUUACAUAAUUUUCUGUCAGGAAAAAUAUAUCUGUAAUUAAUUUCAACAUUUUUCAAUAUCUUUUAUUUAUAUUUAUUUUUUUCAAGAAAUGAAAUUAGCAGACGUCAUAUCUUAAACAUUUCCAAGAGAAAUCAGGAUAAUUGUUUUACUUUAUCUUGCAUACAUACUCAACAAUAUUAUACUGGAACAUAUGCAAAGAUUGUUGUUGACCUAUAUGCUGAAUACACAAAUGAAAUCACGUCUAUCGUGUGGUACAAGGUAGGUAAAAUGUUCAUCUUAAAUGUCUUCUGUUAAAAUUUGACUAGGCCGAAAGUGCAUGUAAUGUUAGUGUGGUUGUUCUGCAAUUGGAUACUGUGCACAACUAGUACAUAUUUUUAAGCUAUGGGAAUGAUGUAAUAUCUUCAGUAAAUAUGAGAUAAUUGUACAAAUCUUUAAAUAAUAUGUGGAUACAUGUGGGAAAGCAGAUGCAAACUCGUGUAGUUAAAGAGGAAAUAUUUCAAUGUUAAACACCACACAGGGUUAAUCACUGCAGUGAGGAUUACCAGAAAUUCAUAGUGAACACAAACCAGAUUAUUCACUAAAGUGAGGAUUUAAAGUGAAUUUCUAAUUUAAGGUCAAAAUAGCCAAUGUCAACAAGGUUAAAUAGAGUCCUGGAAUUAGGUACCUGUGAUAAGGAGGGGUGCAACACCAGGGAGUUGGCCUGGACUCCCAAAUAUAUAAAAAAUACAUAUAAAACCAGGAAGGCUGCACUCACCUGAACAUGCAUUCAUAGAAUAUAGAAGAACAUAGAAGAUUCAGCACACUCACUCUCUAAACACCAGUUCACAAAAUGUAAUAGUUUUUUUUUUUUUUUUAAACACCUGAUAUAGACACAUAAAUGAGGAUUUGGUUACAGCAUAUAAUCAUGCAUUGCAUAAGCCUGCAAUAAUGCCAAUGUACCCCAUUCUUGGCAGGGCAUACUCAACCUAAUGCCUGCUCUUAUUAGAUAAACCUACAUACUGUUGACAUUAUUCAUCUUGGGACUCUCUGCAGGUCAAGGUUAAAAAGGCCCCUUGAAUAAGGCAUCUGUGACAGAGAGGGGUAUAAAAGCAAGGGAGUUAUUCUCCUUGGUUGGGGAUUUCUAUAUGCUCUGCCAAGAGGAGUGUUGUAGAGGGACUGAAUAAAGUCCUGACAGAAAAAUGUGUUUCUCUGUACUGUAAAAACACGGGCGAAAAUGGAAAGUUGGGUUUUAUUAACAGAAUUUAUUUUGCUUUUAAGAACAAAAUAAAAAAAAAUUGUAUAAACCAUUGCACAAACUUUGUUUGUAGGGAAGGGAUUAAAAGGCAAGAUUAGUUUUUUUUUCUGAAAAAGGACAUAUUCAUUGUGGAGGACGCCAUCAGGGCGUUAAAGCCUAUAAUCUAGUCUGAUGUUGCAUGCUUCACAUCCAACAGGCUGAGUUUCUAAAUGUAUUUUUGUUUAAAUUGAAGCUAUUGUGUUAGGAAUACUAAGUUGUAUUCCAAACACUAUGGUGCCCUCUGAUCUCCCCCUUCCCGUGCCCCCCUGACACAUAUUGGUUAAAAAAUCCUUUAUUUACUCACCAAAUUCCAGCACCAACCACCCUUGAUGCCUGGUCGGCGCUCAGCCUCCUCCAACGUCAUCCGAUGGUGGCACCUAAUGGGCAUGUGCAGUGAGUUCUGCUUAGGCCUUCCCUAUAGGAGAGCAUUGAAUCAAUGGGAAUCAAAUAUCAUGGGAAUAAAUUCUGGUGAUUUCACUGACACUGGAAAUCACCAGAAUGAGGACAUCCAGCCUCGUUUAAGGGACUCCGAGUCUGUCUCUAGUGGGGACUUAGAAGUGUCUCUAGUGGAUGUCUGGUAGACAGACCCUAGAGGCAGUAUUAGUACUGAAAUGUAAACAUUGCAGUUUCUCAGCAACUGCAAUGUUCUACAUUGCGCGACUAAUGGGGACAGGGACAUUGCGUCUAGACUAUUUUAAUCAGCUGAUGUGGUCUGUAUGCCUAUAGUGUCCCUUUAAUUCAAAUUCUUAUUUUAAAGAUUGAUAUGUACUACAUAAAUUGCACAAUGCAUGUUAACUUUAAAGUGCAUAUUUUGUAGCUAACCAAUGCAGUAAUAUUGCAUUUAUUUAAUGAUGCUAGAAAGAACAAAACAGAAAAAGUGGUAAAUAAAUAUUAGCAUAUAAUUAUUAAUUAAUCUACGUUUCCUGGUUCACGGGCAUUGUGAAAACGAAUACAUAUCCAUUCAAUUGUAGGACUGUGAAUGGUAUGCUGAGGGGGUCGAUGUGAUUUCAUUUGAUUCCAUACAGCAGUCAGAUGCAGGAGAAUAUGCAUUUGUCAUUACACAAACACACAAUGGACUAAGUUAUAGCAGCUCAAGAAGAACAAAGUUAGUGGUAAAAGGUGAGUAAUGUUUUCAACAUAGAAAAAAAAAGGCUGAAAGCUAAUUCUUUUGUCUUUUCACACUGUUUACACUUUUAUUUCUUGUAUAUUAUAGCUCAGAAUUCAGAGUUCAUGUCUCAUUUUACCCAACAACAGCAGUGGAAAUGAAACUUUGCCAUCACGUAAUACCUGCCGACAAAUAAAAUAUCUAAUUUUUUUGUUGUUUUGCAAUUAAAUAUAGAAGGAAGUAAGAUUGUUUGUUGAGUUUCAGUACAAUUGUGUUUCAGUACAGUUAUGUAACAUAUUUGCAUUUGAGGACACUACACAGUCAUUAGUGUCAUAAACCACAAGAAUUGAAAUUAUCAAUGAAUAAGGACUUUAUUAAAAUUGCAAACCUAGAAGAAAAGGUUUCAACCACGAGAAUGAAAGUAUGUUACUUUCACUUUUUGUGAUAAAUAAAAUCCUCUGAAAACUGUUUCUGAAACAAAAGUUACAUGUCUGUCAUGAGAGCAUAUUCCACUAUACACAGCUGCCUACAAAACAUAGUGCUUUAAGUAUAGUACCUUUUGAAUCACUAUGAUAUAUUUUCAUUUAUUCAGUUAAUUUGUGGUUUUUAUAAGAUUUGUUACUUUCUGUGUUGGGUGAACAUUAUUAUUUAUAGAAAUUUUAAGACAUCGCCACUCACAAAGGCCUUGAUAUAAUAUUUUUUUUUUAUUAAUUAUUUACUAUUUUAAUAAUUUUGUAAUAUUUUUGAUAUGUUGAUAUAUGUUUGAUAGAUGAUAUAUUUUUGAUAUUUAAUAUUUUAAAAAAUAUAUUUUACCAGUUUAGCCAAAAAUAUGGCAUAAUUUCAAAAGCUUAUGCAAAAAUAUUAAAUCAAGACCAAAAUGGCUAUUAUACACAAGAUGAUGCCAUGCUUCUAUAGAAAUUAAAAAUAUUAUAUUGGAAUUCAAAGGUAGUUAUUCCCUUGCAUAAACUCUUUCAAAAAAAGAUUAUUUUGUAAUCUUGUCAGGUUAUGAAUUAAAUGCAUAUUAGCUUGUGCAAUGGUUCCAAAACCAGUCCUCCUGGCCCACCACCAAUCCAGAAUUUCUGUAUUUUCUUUUUAAUUCCAAUGGAGAUAAUGACAAAACCUAGACUGUUGGAGGGCCUUGUGGACUGGUUUGGGUACCACUGGUCUAGUAUAAACUUUCUGAACACUGUGCAGUCUAUCCUAAUUCUUCAAGCAUAUGAGUAAAGUUUGUUAAUAUUGCUUGACUAGUAGAAGAAAACAUUUUUAACAUGUUAAAAAUGAUCAAGAGUGUUAUAUAUAACGUUUUAAACAAACAAACAAAUAAAUACAUAUUACUUAUCUCAAAUUGUCAGGUUCACCUAGGGUUAGUGGUAAAGCACUUUCUAGUGCCUAAGCAUAGAUAGGAUUUGCUAUUUUGUAGUAUUUUUACAGAAAUCUAAAAUUCUAGAUUAUUUAACCCUAUGACAUAUUUGAAAGGAACAUUGCUUUAUAAUGAUUAACUGUAUUGAUUUAAUUGGUUUAUUUCAUUGCUUUUAGAUAAAGGAGAAAUAGUAAGACCAACGAUUACUGGUGAUAAAAAUGUCACUGCAGUUAUAGAACUAGGUAUGUAUGUGUGUAUUUAUUAAAACUCUGGCAAUUUGUGUCUAACAAAUACUGUAAUAGAAAUCAAACAUUGAUUAUUUGGCUUUAACCAACUAUUGACCUAAAUAUCAACAGAGUGCAAAUAUGGUAAGGAAGGGAAUAAACAUUGCAUGGAUUACACGUUUUGAGGAUAUGUUUAAAUUAUAUAUAUGUGUGUGUUUGUACAAAUGCAAAUAUAGGCCUCACUUGAACCCCUUAACAACCAAUGACAGUUCAGGACCUUCAUCGGAAACAUCCCCUUGAGGACCGAUGACGGUCCUGAACCGUCAUAAUGGUCUGGGGGUACUUACCUGAUCGCCGUCGUUCCCCCGGCGGCGAUCAGCGUUCCUCCCGGUCCAAGGAGAUUGCCUGUCUGCCCAGACAGUCUCCCCGUGGCAGAUCAGGACCCCGCGGCCGAGUGAUCGCUCGAUCACAUGACCGCAAUAGGUGUCUGUGUAUCUGCCUGCAGGGGGACUGUCUGUGCUGACAGGCAGUCUCCCUGCAAGUGAAAAAUCCUAAAAUAAAGUUAAAUAAAAUCAAUUAGUGUAAAAAAAAUAAUAAUAUAUGUAUAUAUAUAAGAUCUAUAUACAUGUAUUAUAUCUAUAUAUAAUAUAUGUAUAUUUAUCAUAUAUAAUGUCAUGCUAAGUGUAUUUUUAUAUUUAUAUAUACAUAUAUUAAUAUAAAAUACACGUAUAAUUAAAUUACACACAUGUAUAUAUAUAAUAUAUAUAAUAACUAUAUAUAUUGUAUAUAUAUAUUAUUAUAAAAUAUAACUAAUAAGUAAAUAAAAAUAAAUGAAAAAAUUUUUAAAUGAUUUUUAAUAAUUAUAAAAAAAUUAUAUAUAUAUAUAUAUAUAUAUGUAAUUUUAUUCUACCGUUAUUUUGAUAUUAAUAUAUAUAUUUAUAUCAAAAUAUACUUAGAAUGAAAUGAUAUAUAUAUAUACAUAUAUAUAUAUGUAUAAAUAAAUAAAAAUAAUACGAAAUAUACAUAUGGCCAUAUACAUAAUUACAUAAAUAAUUUCAUAAAUAUACACGUAGACUUCAAAUAUAUAAAUGUGUAUAUAUAUUUAAAUUCUACGUGCAUAUUUAUGUAAUAUUUUUACAUAAUUAAGUAAUUUUAUUGAUUGCAAUUUGACGGACAUGCCUGACAACCCAGGCCGAAAGUCCAGAGAAUUUAAUUUGCUAGCACUGUGUUUUACCCUGUAACUUUCUAUGACACCCUAAAACCUGUACAUGGGGGGUACUGUUUUACUCAGGAGACUUUGCUGAACACAAAUAUUAGUCUUUCAAAACAAUAAAACAUAUCACAGCGAUGAUAUUGUCAGUGAAGGUGAAGUUGUUUGCAUUUUUCACAUACAAGCGUCACUUUCACUGAUGAUAUUAAUGCUGUGAUACAUUUUACUGUUCUGAAACACUAAUAUUUGUGUUCAGCGGAUUCUCCCGAGUAUAACAGUACCCCACAUGUAGAGGUUUUAUAGUGUUUUUUAAAGUUAAGGCUUGAUUUUACUUUUUUUUUCAUUGAAAUUUGUCAGAUUGGUGAUGUUGCCUUUGAGAGCGUAUGGUAGCCCAGGAAUGAAAAUUACCCGCAUGAUGGCAUACCAUUUGCAAAAGAAGACAACCCAAGGUAUUGCAAAUGGGGUAUGUUCAGCCUUUUUUAGUAGCCACUUAGUCACAAACACUGGCCAAGUUUAGCAUUUCUUGCAUUUUUAACACGCAAACAAAUAUAAAUACUAACUUUGGCCAGUGUUUGUGACUAAGUGGCUACUAAAAAAGAUUGGACAUACCCCAUAUUGAAUACCCUGGGUUGUCUACUUUAAAAAAAAAUAUGUACAUGUGGGGUGUGAUUCAGAGAUUUAUGACAGAUAAUAGUGUUGCCAUGUCACUAUUGAUACAUUUAAAAUAUAUAUAUAUUGAAACAGCAAUUUCCUACUUGUACUUAUAGCCAUAUAACUUGCAAAAAAAGCAAAAAAGCACAUAAACACUGGGUGUUUUUAAACUCUGGAAAAAAUGUUGAAUCUAUUUAGCAGUUUUUAAAAUAUAUGACAUGAUAGAAAUAAUGGUAUGUAAAGAAAGCCCUUCUUGUCCUGAAAAAAACAAUAUAGAACUUGUAUGGGAACAGUAAAUAAGAGAGCGGAAAAAUUACAGCUAAACACAAACACCACAAAAGUGUUAAAACCGCUCUGGUCCUUAACGUACAACAUCACAAAAACAGGCUGGUCCUUAAGGGGUUAAUAAACUUUACAAAUGAUUACAAACUUUCCAUAUUGAUUAUCUAGAGAAGUAAGCAUUAAAGGGAUGGAAAUUGCUGUAGGUAAAUAAUUUGGAAAGUUUUUCUAACACUAUUGAAUCAUUUAGAAGGUUAUUAAAUCAAUGCCAUAGUUAGUGCAAAUAUACACCUGCACACGAGGUCACGCAUUUAGGCUGGAAGAAAGGAGAUUUCAUCUAAGGCAAAGGAAAGGUUUUUUUUUUACAGUAAGAACAAUAAUGAUAUGGAAUUAUCUGCCUGAAGAGGUGGUUUUAUCAGACUCCAUACAGAUGUUUGCAAAAUUGGAAGCGCUUCAGACUAGGUUUUUUGCCUUCUUUUGGAUCAACAGCAAAAACAUAUGUGAGGAAGGCUGAACUUGAUGGAUGCAAGUUUCUAUUCAGCUAUGUAACUAUGUAGCUAUGUAACUAUGUAAUAUAUAAUAUAUAAAGCCCGUCUCGUCCACUCAUCCGUUUUCCUGGCACUAUAGUGCACUGAGGGUGCCCCCACCCUCAAGGACCCACUCCCGCCUGGCUCUGGGGAGAGGAAAGGGGAUAAACUUACCUUUUUUCCAGCGCCGGGCGGAGAGCUCUCCUCCUCCUCUCCGCCUCCGAUCCUCCCUUUCGGUUGAAUGCGCACGCGCGGCAAGAGCUGCGUGCACAUUCAGCCGGUCUCAUAGGAAAGCAUUUACAAUCCUAUGGACGCUUGCGUGUUCUCACUGUGAUUCAAUGAGACAGCCACUAGAGGAUUUGGAGGCUGGAUUAACCCAUUUAUAAACAUAGCAGUUUCUCUGAAACUGCUAUGUUUAUAAAAAAAAAAAAGGGUUAAUCCUAGCUGGACCAGGCACCCAGACCACUUCAUUAAGCUGAAGUGGUCUGGGUGCCUAGAGUGGUCCUUUAAGCGGGAUGGUGGGAGAGGACCCAGAAAUUGGAACUGUCCCAGUGAAAGCAAGACAUUUUGGAGGCAUUCUUAGUUGCUGAAGUGUGAAUGGUUAGGAAUUCAGAGUGAAUUUUAACUUUGAGCUAAACUUAAUACAAAGCUACAUCAAUUUACUUGGUUAUAAUACUUUGCAUGUAUCCUAUUUAAUGCCAUAUUUAAAUAUGGAGAAUUAAAAUAUUCUCUUACGCAAAAACAAAUAGAGUUAUUAAUGGUAAUAUUAUGCUUGUCUUUUUAUAUUUUAUGUACUUUAAUAUAUGUACUGCUGAAAUAUAAAAUAUUUGUAUUUUUCUACCAGCAAAAGACUGAUGUUAAUGUUUUGUUCCAUGCUCUACAUAGGAGAAGAUUUCACAGUUGAAUGUGAAGCUUUUUAUGGCCAUAGCAACAAUACCGAUGCUAUUUUGUACUGGCUUCAAGCCAAUAAGAAUUACAGACUAAAUAGCGACGAAGAAAAGUUUGUAUUUGUAGAUACAUGUGGAAGUGUCAUAAACACAACGUGCAGCACAGAAACAUCAGAAAAGUAAGUAAUGGGAAUUUUAUAUGUAUCCACCUCUAUGAAUUACAAUUCCGUUUAUAUUUAUAGGCAAUAUCUAGUUUAAGGAAUUAUCCCGAAAGUGGAAUAACUAUGUUGAAUAGCACUGUUACUAAAUUAGGUUUCAGAUUAAUAGCGUGACACUUAAAGGAACAUGCCAAACACCCAAAGCACUUCAGCUUGAUGAAGGGUUUUCGGUUUGAAGUGUGGCUUAAUUUUACAAAAAGUGCAGAUUUUGAUACAUUCUACUUUUUACACCUCCCUGUCAAACAGACAACACAUCCAUUUACUUUCUGGUAGGUUAAAAUGAAGAGGCAACAACUGCCCAAAGUACCUGCCUUGCAAUGCCUUCUCAUUGAGCUGUAUUGGGAUGUCUGUAAUUGCAAGCACUCUCCUUCCUCAGCAAGUCUGGGCUGGGGAAGGAGAGUGCCUGCAAAUGCUGUAGAUAAGAGGUCUGCAGCUUUUGCAAGCUGUUGUUAUAUAUAUACCCCUGAUUAAAAAUUGUAUUGCGAAACAUACAUGUUUUCAUUGGGGCAAAUAUCUACUAGAUUGUUAAAAAUAAAUCUCUCUCUCUCUCUCUCUCUCUCUCUCUCUCUCUCUCUAUAUAUAUAUAUAUAUAUAUAUAUAAAUAUAAUGUUAAAAAUGUAUAUUUUACUUUUGGAGUGUUAAUUGCUUCAUGUACUUUUAAAACCGCCAGACACACAUGCAUUAUGUUUUAUGGUAUUACAUCUAUUUUUACAAAUUACUAUAUCAAUAAAAAAAAUAAUAAUAAUGAAAUCCCUCAUGAAUAAGUAAAUAAAUAAAUUAGUAAUACAAUUUUUACACACAUUUCCUACUAAAAUAUGGCAGAAAUCUAUACACAGGAAAAAAAAAAGAAAUUCAACAUACAAAACAGGCAAAUUAACUCUCUAAAAGGCAGUAUAUCACAGCUUUGUAUUUUUGUAUUUUUUAAUUUAAAUGUUUGAAAUUUACAUUUUUAGAUUUAAAAGAAAAAGAUUUUUGCUUUUUUAAUGUCUACAUAUAGCUCAAACUGAGUAGGGAUGGUGGUAAUGGCAAGUGUAGCUCCUUUAUACGUUUACCGUAUAUACUCGUGUAUAAGUCGAUCUCAUGUAUAAGUCGAGUGCAGUUUUGUGACCAAUAAUUGUGAAAUAUGCUAUGCCUCGUGGAUAAGUCGAGGGUAAAACUUGGGGCUAUGAAAUUCUGUGAUUUUUAUAAUUAUAUACACACACACUCAUACAAGCACACACUCUGCAUUAUACACACACACACUCAUACAAACACACACUCUGCAUUAUACACACACACACACACUCUGCAUUAUACACACACACACACUCAUACAAACACACACUCUGCAUUAUACACACACACUCAUACAAACACACACUCUGCAUUAUAUAUGCACACACUCUGUGUGUAUAUAAUGCAGAGUGUGUGUGUUUGUGUGAAUGCAGAGUGUGUGUGUGUAUAUAUAAUGCAGAGUGUGUGUUUGUAUGAGUGUGUGUGUAUAAUGCAGAUUGUUUGUAUGAGUGUGUGUGUUUGUCUGAGUGUGUGUGCGUAAAUAUUUUAGUAUUAUUUUUAAUUUUAUUAUUUAAUUUUUUAAUUUUAAUAUUUUAAUUGUAAUUUUAUUUUUGUCCCUCCUCCUUGCUUGUUAGCUGGCCAGGGAGGGGGGGAGCUCUCAUUCCCUGGUGGUCCAGUGGAUGGGCUGUGUAGGAGGGGGGCUGGCAUCGAGCUGUAACUUACCUUUCCUGCAGCUCCUGUCAGCUCCCUUCUCCUCCAGUUUUCACACAAAAUAUAUCUACAAGAAAUAAUGAACAAAAGCCAAAUAGUGUAAUACGGCAACUACAUUUAGUUCUGGAAUUCUCAUGGUUAAGCUCACAAAAAUCGGUGUAAUUGAAGGCUCAUCAUGUUUAGAAGUAGAGAAUUCAUCUCUGGAAAAUCUCCUGGACAAGAAUGUAAGGAGUUAAAAGGCCCAACAUUUAUCACAAGGAGCCAAUAGUAAAAUGCAGCUGCAACUUAAUAGAUCUUAUUUUUCUUAAGAUAAAUAUGUAUCAGGGGUACACAAAUAGACACAAAGGAUAAAAACAAAUAAUGCAAACAGUGGGGCACAAUACGUGUUCCAUCUUAUCACUAAGACUUGCUCAGGGGCAUCAAGGUGCUGUAUAGUGCAGGACAAACACACUAAUUGUUUAUAUACCUUAGUAACUUCACUGAAGGGUCGCCAUCAGCCAGUCCCAUAGGGUUCUGCAAUGGUCACUGUUUUAAACACUGAUUUUUUUUUAUUUUUUUUUAUCCAAAGCAUAAGCUAUGAUUGAAAAGGAUCAGUGACCAGAAACCGGCCAAGGACUGCAGGUUCAACUGUCUGGGUCUUAUGAUCAUGGCACCAGCUCUGAUGUGGUAGUUGAAGUCUCUCUGAGUGCAUAUAGCUAGAUAGCAAAAAUAUAGUGGUAAGGUCAAACACGAGACAUGUCCCACAGUAUAAAUACAAAAAUUACUAUGCAGUGUACAUAGCGUGGGUGUUACAUCAGUUUGGCCUCACCACAAUCUUUUGUGGCUUGUUUCUAGUCAACCAAUUCUUUUGAAUCAUAGCUCACACAUUGUUAAAAAAAAAAAAAAAAAAAAACUACUGUGUUUUAAACAUUGUCCUUUGCUAAGGGUAUCUGCCGAAAUAAAGUAUGAUAUCUGAAGCAUGAUUUCCAUCUUUGCUUAUUUGAAUGCCAAGAUGGAACUCUGGGAUCGUUGGGGAAACAUGCUUUCUCAAGUUCAUGUGCCCAAAAAGUGUCUAACUUGAGAUAUACAGGUGACACAUAACUGUAUUUUUAAAAUGUAUUUAUUUUUGUAUUUGUACUGAGGGAGUACAUAUAUUGUUGUUACUUUCUUCAGGUUUCAUCCACACUUUUGCACCACCACAACUCUUUUUUUGGUAUGUAUGUAUAUAUAUAUAUGUAUAUAUAUAUGUGUAUAUAUAUAUUUAUAUAUAUAUAUAUAUAUGUGUGUGUGUGUAUCUCUAUCUUUCUCUCUCUCUUUCUCUCUCUCUAUCUCUCUCUAUCUCUAUCUCUCUCGGGCAAAAGUGUGUAUGAAAACCCCUUCCACCUGAAGUAAGUAACACAAAUGUGGUUCUUUGUUGAGCUCAUUUGCAUGCACCUACCCAGAAUUCCUUGCAGAAGUGAGCGCACUGUUAAAGUGAGAAAAGUAAGUCUUAUGGCUUGACUGGUAUGUGUAUUUGUGUUUAGCAAUGUAUUAAAUAUAUAUAUAUUUCUAAAAAUGUUUAUUUAUUCUUUGCUUGGGUACUUUGCGCUGUUAAUGUGUUUUAUAUGUAUGUGUUGAAUAAAUAAUGAAUCUGUAAAUAAUUAUUCACUGUGAUUAAGUAUUAAUUCAAAUUGUUCUAUGUACAAUAAUGUAUAGGUAUAAGAAUAAUAAAGUGUUUGGUACAACAGAAUUACACCUAAGAAGCAUAGACAAAGACAAUAUUAAAUAUCCAUAUAAAUGCCAACUGGUUAGCAACUCUGUUUUGGACAUCAAGUCUGUUACUCUGACAGUUAAAGGUAGGAUGAAAUGUUAGUUUAUGUUGUUCGUGUUCUAAAAACUAAGACCUUAAAAUAUUCAGAUUUUUCAUACUGUUCUAUAAUUCAUUCUAUUGUAAUUAGGUUGAAGUGGAUAACAGUAGGGUAUAAAAAAGAAGCAAAUAAUAAAUUUCAAUCUGCAAGUUAUCCACUACUGCACAAUGUAUCAAAUAGUUGGGUGUCAUUGUAAUAUCAAGCCAAAUAAAGACAUGUGACCCACAUGAAAGCCUCACCUUUUAUCAUGCAUAAACCGAAAGAGCUUAAAAGGACAAUCCACUGCCCAAAUAAAAAAAUGUUAAAAAUAUUUUGUAGAUAUACCUACAAUAAAAACAUGCAUGCAUGCAUUUGAUUGUGCAUUUUUUCAUUAGAGUAUAUCUAAAAACAGCAUGAAAAAGCUGCAGGUAUCUUGUCUGCAACCUUUGCGAGCCAUCCCUUCAUCCUCAGCCCAGACUUUCUGUGGCUGUCCAAUCACAGACUUCCCAGUGCAGCUCAAUGAGAAGUCUUUGCAAAGCAGGAGAAAUACAAGAGUUAGUGAGAAUGAACCUGAUGAAAGAAUUACACCGAAACGUGUGUCGGGUGUUUGUUUGGGGUGCUUUUAGGGCUCUUGUCACCAUGCACAAUGGGAUGUCUAUUUUAUAUAUAGACAUUUUGCACUCUCACUGACUCUUGUAUUUCACUCUGUUUAUUUGACUUCUCUACCUAUCUAGUUAGUUUACUAGGGAGAGAGGCUUUUGACUAUAUCAGUCUUGCUUUCUUACUACUUAGACAUCUAUUAUAUCAUUAUCCUAUAACUGCCUCUCGAUACAUUUGAUACAUAUGGACACGCAGAGAUUUCCUACUGAGUGGUGUAAUGAUUUUUCCUUUGUAUGAACAGACUAAGAAUACGGAUUCACUCUUAGUCAAUUAUUCCUGAGACAUGUUGAUAUAGGUUUAUCCUUUCUGUACUGUUUUUUCCUUUCAUAAAUAUCUUAACUAGAUCAUUCUUUUAAAGGGGUGCAACGUGUGCUAUAAAUAAGCCUAUUUAAUAAAGCUUGUAUGUAUAAAAUUUUAAGCACUUUUUUGGAUAAUCCAAGAAGUUACCUUUAUUUUAUACGGCUAGUAUUUUUCACAUUUGCUCUUGAGACAUAUGUGUCUGUGAUUAAAUAUAUAGUGCAUUCUGAGUCGAUCGUGAUUUUAUUUAUUCCAAGAUACUAUUUACACCUUUCCAGGUCACACUCGUCCAGUAUUUGUGGUUCAAGAGUGUUCUUUUUUAUUAUUGUCACUUACUACAGGGUUAGUCCCAAAUUCUGGAGUUUAACUGCAAUAUUUUAAUACAUAAUUGUUUAAUGGAUGGGCAUCCUUUCCAGCAGAGACCUGAAACUGAGCGUCCAUUAAACAAUUAUGUAUUAAAAUAUUGCAGUUAAACUCUAGAAUUUGGCAGGCAGACAUACCCAUGAACCCAUGGAUUUGGUAACUAUCCAAACCUCAUGGAGAAUAAACCAGAGCACAGAAUAAGCUGGUAGCAAGAAUAGAUUUAGCCACCAGGAGGGCAAGCGCACAGUGGGGUAAUGCCAACACACCUUUAAUGGAAGCCAUAUUGUGUAGAGUUAAAUGAACCAGUGGAGAUAGACCGACUCUCAGGUUUAAUCCAGCUUUAAGACCAUUGACUUCUAGAAUACCAGAGUCACAAAUACAUUAACAUGUUCAGUGAACAAUGGAAAGCCUCCUCAUUUCACUUUUUGCCUUUCAUAUAUCUAUAGGAUAUAAUUAUAUAUAUUUAGUCACAAACUCCACCUUUGAAUUUUUACCUUCUUUCGUUCUCUCUUUUUUUCUCUCUUUCUUCUCUGAUGUAAAUUAUCCUUGUUUUGAAGUUAUAGACAACAAACACACACCAAAUUGCCACACUCCAGGCAAUUCAUAACACUUUGGCAAAACCAGUGCACCAUCAUAUGUGAACUGUUGCCGUAAAUCACAUAAACUAACUAAUUUUUACUUUUAUUUUUGCAACCUUAUAUGGAGAAGCUGUACAUGAUACAGUUCAUCAUUCAAAGUAGCAAAACCACAAACUGGAGGAUUCCCCCUCCUUCUAACACACACUUUGUUCAAGUAAAAUUUGGUGAUGUCCAUAAAUGUUCUGCUGUGUGACACAUCUUUCUCUAUUGAUAUUGUUUUAAAUCCAAGUUCUUACAUUUUAUGUAACACUAGUGUCAUAAAUGUGUCCUAAUGACGAUUUUGUCUAAUAUACCCCUUGUGAUUGUAUUGUUUAUAAUUUCGUGACGAAAAUACAGAAAUAAAGAAUGAAAACAAAAUUAAAAUGAGAAAAUGAAAGUAGGAGUAGAGCAUUAUGCACAAAGGUCAUAAUUUGAGUCUUCUUGAGAAAAUUAGCAGGAAACUAGAUUGACCAAUUGCUUCUAACCAGCUUUCACACUUUAUGGUCACGUACGUCAUUAGAUGACUAAUCUACACAUAUAACACUGGAAUAUCCAUGCAAUAUAUAUGGCUCAAUUUUGAUCUUUAUAAACUAUAUGAACUCCAUAUCUAUUACUCAUUACCCUUGAUGUAUUUGAGCAAUGUUCUGUUCUCGGUUUCAUAACUCUGUUUCAUAAACUAAGUUGUUUUGCAAUAUAUUUUGCAAAGAGUUGUAAAUACAUUCUUGCUACUUGACAGAUGAGAAUUAGAUCAUUCAUUCAAUAUUCAGAUUUGUUUCUAGUUUUUUUGCUACAAAGUCAAAGUCAGUCCUAAUUACACUGAACAUUGUUAGAUUUAUUAUUACUAAAAAGAAACUAAAAUACUAUAUUUAUUGUAUCUAUGUAAAAAUAAUGGGAUCUAUUCCAGUCUAACUUUUCAAAUGCCUUUGAGAAAAUUGGUUGUUAAAUAAAAGCUAGGUAAAGUCUUUUCAAGACAAAAAAAUUGAACGUGGGUUCAAGCAUUCUAUGCUACAAACAGAUAAAUCAGAAAACAAUAAUAAUAAAGAAAAAUUACUUUGCAAGCGAACCACUAUUAAAACAUAUAGAGUAGUUUCUUAGUUUUUCUUUCUACCCUGUCCUACGGUUCAUGGUCAUUAAGAUUACAAUAAAAGCUUAGUAGGUCAGUUAUCCACAGACAUCCAGUUUGGAGCCAGGUCAGUUCUUUAGAGUAAGGUUCAACAGACGAUCCCAGGAUUAAAAAAUGCUGUUGUCAGUACUGACCUCUAGCAAUCGAUGUAACUUGCUUCUCCUCUGCUGCUUACUUUCCCCUUUAUCUCUCUCUCCCUCUCUCUGUGCACUCUCCGUUGAAAUUUAUUUGAAAAUAAAAUCCCAUCUCUCAGUCCCUUGGUGGUGCCCACCCACUUGGCCAUCUGUAUUAUGUUCUGGACCCAAUUCAAGUACAGAAUAUUUUUUCCUUGGGUGCUGGUGAUAGGCUAAGAGUAUCAGUUAACACUCUCAGCCUAUCACUGGCCACCCACUGAAAGAAAUGGUUUAGAAAGGCAUGUACCUGCCAGAGAAGGAACCGAGGGCCUGAGUGGGUGUGUGUUUGAAGAGCAGUCUGUGCUAUAAACACCUAUUAAAGUAUGGAGCAGCACUUGCCAUUCUGCUGGUAUUGUCUCUUCCAAAUUCUAAGGUCCUAUUCCAGUUUACAAAAGGUUAUUUACUGAAGUUAGAAUUCAAAGUAAAUUCCUAGUGAAUUUCAAAUUUAAGGCCAGAACAGCCAAUCUGAAAGCGUGACUUAGAGCAUUUUUCUAUUUUGCCUUAUUUGGCCUUAAAUUUGAAAUUAACUUUACAUUCUCACAUUAGUAAAUACUUUUGUUGAACAAUGUUCAUUAAAACAAAAGAUUAACAGUAACAUUCAGUCCACUUAUGCUUGGAUUUUCAGUAAUAUGUUACAUUUAAUCACAUCAGUUGGACCAUAAACCUCUACUGUUAGUAUGAAUCUUUAACUUAUAAUAUAGACAAUAUUUAAGCAUAAAAUAUAGAAUGAAAGUGUGCAACAUUCAUGAAUUGCUAUUUUUUUUACAUUCAGACAAAGGCAAAGAUAUUUCUCAUCCCUUCUUUACAACAUUCCUGGCGGCGUCCAUCACCUGUUCAGUCUGCAUUGUUAGUCUUGUAAUUUUGUGCAUUAUAUUUAGAAUUGAAAUGGUUUUGCUAUAUCGGAGUGUGACAAGAAAGGAUGAUACCAUUGGAGGUGAGUGUUUUAUCUCCACUUUGCUAUUCUCUACUGCCUUUUAAUGUAUCCAUUAAACAAUAUUAGCAGGUUUACUUAAAUGUGUUAAUUGCUUAUAAACUCAACAUAUAUAUUUUAACACAUAUAAUAAUAACAAUCGUAUAGCUGUGCAACAGAGCAAAGUUACACAUAAGUGCAAUGAAUGAAUGAUUAGUAGGUAAAGAAAGUAGGUGUAAGUUAAGUACAAAAGAAUUAACUUAUAAGUUAGUUGAGUUAUAUUCAGGAUAUUCUUGGGAAAUACGCCUCUAAAUUAUUUUUUUACUAUGUCUAUAAUUUAGACUACAUACGAAUAAUAGUUGUUUAAAAUGUAAUAAAGUAAUACAUAUUUCAUAAAGACAAAUAAUGUGAUUUAGAAAAAAAUAAAAAAAUAAAGACAGAAGAUUGAAACAAGAAAGGAGAUAGUUAACAAAAGAGAAAUAAAGAGCGAUAUAAGAAUGGAAAUAAAUAAAUGAUGUUAAUAGUAGAAUGUGCCUUUAUGAGAGAUGCACACAACUUAGACAUAAUAAAGCAUGAUACCUAUCUAUAAUAUUUCUAAAAUAAAAAAAGUAUAAAAAACAAAGUUACACAUAAGUUAACAUACAGUAAAAUAUUUUUUAUGUUUAGCAAGUAGAAAAACAGGAAGUACGCAAAAGCUGCAGAUAAAUGAUACGAGCAGCAAAUAAGCCUGGCCGAGGUGGUAAUAAUAGAUAUUAGAAAUUGUUGAAUGUUGAACAUGACUGACAAGUAUAAUUGACUUUUAUUUAUUGCAAUUUUUUUUAGCAAUUUUGAGCAAUUGUUAAAGAAAAACAAUUGGCAUUAAUAUCAUAAAACUAGAAAUAUUUUGGAAUAAAACCUUACCGAAUUUCCGGUAUGAAGCUAAAACUUUAUAUAACCCUAACAAAAUCAAAAGAGCAAAACUUGUGUGUUGUUUAUUGUGUGUCUGAAAAUCAGAACAGAAUGAAACAGCCAAUAACUGAAAGUGCUGAGGAAGGAGUCUACUGCACUUCUAUGGUUUACAUGAUUACUAAUUUUUAAUUUUGCUAUGUAAGCAGUUUAUGUUACCGAAAGAAAUAACACCAUUUUUUUCAAAUCACAGUUAAACACUAUCAGAGAGCAAUCUCGAACAAUCCUGCAGCUAUUAUACUUCAGGCACAAUCACAUUCACCUAGCCAGUAGCAAAUGGUAAAAAGAGCUAUCAUAUAAGAACAAAAGCUAAUUUUGUGACACUUACAUUGUUAGAGUAAUCUAUAUUUCAUUAUUUACAAUAGGCAUCUCUGAAAACUGAUACUGUGGGUUUUUGCAUUACUUGUUGAUGUGUUCUGUUUGCUUUUACUGCUAACAUGAAUGCCACAAUACUGUGGCUCAGCAAUCACGAUGCUUCAUGCACACCUUCCCAUCCCAACUGCAGUGCCUGCCACAUGUUCCUUGGUGUCCCUGUUGCUUCCUCCGGCACUUUCACGUGGAGGGUCUUCUCGCUCUGAUCAUCCUGCUAUGCUCCCCACACCAGCACUUGUGGCUGGUGUGUUGAAAACUCUCCUGCUUCCUCCCUUCACUGUUCUUCCCUUCACUGUUUCUUCUGUUCUAGGGUGGCUAAACUUGGUCAUGGAUUAAGGCUCUGGCCUGGCUGUAUCCUAAGUCAGGCAUUGGGGCCUGCUACAGGCCCUACAUUACUACCCAAGCCAUACUUGCUGCAUAAGGCCUGCACUGGAACUGGGCCUGCAGGUUUUAUCUGGGUGACCAACAUUCCUGAUGUUUAGCUUUUGCCUCAUUGAUUGCUGGUGGCCUUGACCAGACUUUAUUUAAUUUGUGCCUUGAUUUGUGCCUGUUGCUGUUUUGAAAGUGACCCCCUCCAUUACUUAUACUUGAACCUAGGUAUUGCCCCUUGACUUAAUGUUAUUUUGAGGGUAACCCCCUCUAGUUUUACAUUUGGACUCUUUAUUGGUUUUGGUCCUUGCCCGGUGGGUGACCUCCCAUCAGUGGUCACACAGCUGUAGUGUGACAACACUGCGACCUUCUUGGGCACCAAGCUCAAACUUUCUGAAUCCUUCUCCACCUUACUCCUGAUGACUUUUAGGAGGGAUACGGUCCUGAUGGUUUGUCUACUGCAGGAUUUCAGAUUCGUUAUCAAUGAAGAGAAGCCAGUACUGAUGCCAUCUCAGUCAGUUAAUUUUUUGUGGUUUACUGUGGACCUGUUGCAAGUGGUUCUAAAACUGCCAACCUCAAAGAUUGCGAAGAUCUGACAGGCUAUUCGCCACAUGCUCAUGGGAUCCUGGGUCACACUAUGGGAUCUGGCUUGGAUAAUAGGUCUUCCAUACUCAUCAAUCCAGGCUAUCUUCCCAGCUCCCCUGCAUUAUAGCGCCAUGCAAUGCCUGAAGGUUCACUAUCCAAAGACCUUGUCUUCUUAUGACCAGACCAUCUUUAUCAACGACGAGGUUCAUCUCAAAGUACAGUGGUGGUUGAGUCAUAUGGAUGUGUGGAAUGGCAGGGAAAUAUUCGAAUCCCAUCCAGACUUUGCGUUGGAAUUGGAUACCAACUCCCUGGCUUGGAGUACAACAGCUUGGCCACAGGAGGUCUAUGGACUCUGGAUAAAUGGAAUCUACACAUCAAUAGCCUGGAAUUUAUUGAGGGAGAUUAUUUGCUAUUUGCAGAUUCACGAAAGACCAAAACCAUUUUUCUAGGGUUCUUCGGAUGGAUAGCAUGUUGGCGGUUCGCUACAUAUAUCACCUGGGAGGUUCGCAUUCAAAGAUUCUGUUUGAUCUCACUCAGGAUCUUUAUCAGUAUUGCCUGGACAGACAUCUUUCCUUCAGGGCAGAAUAUCUCGCAGGCCAAGAUAAUCUAAUAGCAGAUUGCAGAUGCCAGCAAUUGGAGAUUACAUUCGGAUGUCUUUCGCCUCUGACUGGAUCUGUUUGAAUGGGAGAAUUGUCAGAUGGAAGAUUUUUUAAACAAGGUAGGAUAGAAAUUAUGUGCUUGGUAGUGGAUGCAUUUUUGCUUGGUGGUGGAUGCGUUUCUACAAAACUUGGUGGUGCAUGCGUCUCUGCAAACAUGGCCUGUUGGGAGCAUAUGCAUUUCUCCUUUUCUCCAUGAUUCUGCAAGCUCUUCAUUAGUACAUGUCUUGCUGAUAGCAACGCUCUUGAUGACUCAGCCAUGGUUUCCUUUGCUUCUGGAACUGUCUUGUGACAAUCCCCUCCUCCUCAAUUAAUUGCCGUUGAUUCUUCUGGAUUCUCCGGGGGGAAUCCACAUUGGUUGAUUGUCUGUCUCCCUGGUGGCCUGGUCCAUUUUCGGGGAUCAUGGAAAGUUUAAGGUCUAUCAUCGACAGCACAGGAUUUAUUCUGGCUUUCCUUAGCUCCGGGCACUUGGAAAUGUUAUGUGCAGAUGUAGAGAAGCUGGCAUUGCUGGGGUCUGGAAAGAAAAUUAGAUUCCUAUACAAGCCCACUCGAGGCCAUCUUGAAAUUUCUAUCCUACCUUAUUCUCAAGGUAAAGCAUAAAGGACGAUUAACAUUUUUCAUUCUGUUAUCUCUGUGGCACAUGUCCCUCUUCAGGGCUCUGGUGUAAGUAGAAAUCCCACAAUAUGCCAACUUUUUGCAAGAUUCACUUGGCUAGACCUUCUCCAUCUCACUACUUUUCUCUUUGUGAUAUUUUCACAGUCCUUCAUUUUCCAGAGGAAUGGCUGGAUAGUGAUCUGUUUCAUAAAACAAAAUGAAGGUACGCUAUAACUUUCAAUAUCUUUCAUGAGUUUACCCACUUAUAUAAAAGUACACUAUGUCUUUAAGGUGAAAACGGGGUAGUGCAAAAAAUACUGUGCAUUUUUGUUACAAUAAAGGGCAUCAAACAAAAGUGCAAAACAGUGUAGACAUAGUUCCUUGUACAGUCCAUACACAGAAUCAUCAGAGUCACUCAGAAUGACAUGUUUCGCCAAUCCAAUCGGCUUCCUCAGAUCUGCUCUCUCACUGCUACCAAUGGUAUUUAUGUCCAUUCUAUGGACAGGAUUCGCCCAAAAAGUCAGCAAACAUGUCCUUGUGAUUGGCUUUCAAGUGAGUGAUAUUAAAAUGUCCAUGGUUAAAGAAGAAUAACUAUUCAUUGCAUUUAGAAGUUAUAUUGCACAUGUAAUCUAAUAAGACAAAUUGAAGCAACACAUAUAAAAAAAAAUACGUUUUAAGAAUCCUCAAACAUAUAUUGAAAAUCCUCAAACAUAUAAUAAAACAGACACCUUAAUGAGAAAUACUAAUUAAAAACAAAUAUAAAAUGUAUAGCAGUAUCCUAAAAUGACCUGACUAAAUAAUACCUAAGAAAUAAGGAUACAAUAAAAAUAACAAAUAAAUAAUAAAAUACCGGCACCUCGAAUGUAGAGAAAUUGAAAAAAAAAAAGUAAAUAUUAGAUCACAUAAUCUUAUGUAAAUAAGCAAAAAUACUUGAAAAUUGUGUAUAAAAAAUUAUAAAAAGUUAAAAAGGUCAAACUCGAUAUUUAACUCAUUAGGUUCAAAUGUCAUGAGCUUAUGUACCCAUUUCAUCUCCUCUCUACCUAUAUUUACUAUAUGAUCACCCUUCUCCGUGAUAUUUUAACUGUUUAGCCCUUAAAAAUAUUAUUCACAUGUUCACCUAUUCUUUUAUGCAAGGAACUGUACUGUGUAACAGUGGACACUAUACCCCAUGGCUUAAUAAAAGGCCAAUUAGAAAGGAUUAGAAGGAAUUGUACAAAUAAUGAUAUUUUUAAGGAACAAGUUUUAAUUAAGAGAUUUAGAGAGAAUAAAUACCCUGACAAACUUAUAACGGAAGCAUAUAAUGAGGUCCUUUAACAUAAUCAAGGUGACCUCAUAUUGGUGCAAGAUACUGCUGGUAAUGGAAAAGAUGACGAGCGACUUAUACCCUUAGUGUUUGAUUUCAAUAAUAUGUAUAGAGAAGUGAGAGAGAUUGUAAACAAACUUUGGCAUCUCUUGAAAAGAGAACGAUUUAAAAGGAAUCAUACCAGAUAAAACUUUUUUUACAUUUAGGGGUGAGCUUAAUUUUAAAACAAUUUUAAAAAAGAAGUAAGGAAUCAUUUUUUUUUUAAAUGAGAGAAAAUGUUUUUAUUCCUGUAACAAGUGUAUAGGAUGUAGAUACAGCAAGAGUAAAACACUAAAAGGUAUAAAUAAAUUUAAAACUAAAAAUAAUGAGAAAGAAUUUUACAUUAAUGAUUUGAUCACCUGUUUUACUAGGAACGUAAUUUAUUUUUUAGUUUGCCCAUGUGGCCUACAAUAUGUAGACCAUAUAAUAUGUCCCUUGCAUAAAAGAAUAGGUGAACAUGUGAAUAAUAUUUUAAAGGGCUAUGCGUAUCAUAGCAUAUCUGCACAUUUUAAGAAAUAUCAUAACAUGAAUCCGAAGGGACUCAUAUUUUUAGGAACACAAACAGUUAAAAAGUCAUGGAGUAGGGAUGAUCAUAUUGUAAAUAUAGGUAAAGAGGAGAUGAAAUGGGUACAUAAACUGAGGACAUUGGAACCUAAUUGGUUAACUAUAGAGUAUGACCUUUUUAACUUUUUAUAACUUUUUAUACACAAUUUUUAAAGGGACACUAUAGUCACCCAGACCACUUCAACUCAAUGAAGUGUCUGGGUGCCAGGUCCCCCAGGUUUUAACCCUUCAGAUGUAAACAUAGCAGUUUCAGAGAAACUGCUAUGUUUACAUUGCAGGGUUAAUCCAGCCUCUAGUGGUUGUCUUCCUGACAGCCGCUAGAGGCGCUUCUGCGACGUUUGAAUGCGCGCGCUGAUCUUGCCUCGCAUUCUUGCCUCGCAUGCGCGUUCCGCUCCACUCGGGAGCUGAUGUUGGCCGGGGAGGAGAGGUCAAGGGGCUGAGCUCGGCGCUGGAUUAAGGUAAGUGGCUGAAGGCGCCAAGGGAGGGGGACCCUGAGGGUGGGGGGGACCUAAGGGUUACAUAGUGUCAGGAAAACAAGUUUGUUUUCCUGACACUAUAGUGAUCCUUUAAGUACUAUUUACAUGAGAUUAUGUGAUCUAAUGUUUUCCUUUUUUCCAAUUUCUCUCCUUUUAAGGUGCAGGUAUAUUAUUUAUGUUUUUAUUUAAAAAAAAUAUUUAUUAUUUGUUAGGUAUUAUUUAGUCAGGUCAUUUUAGGAUACUGCUACAUAUUUUGUAUUUGUUAUUAAUCAGUAUUUCUCACUAAUGUGUCUGUUUUAAUACAUGUUGGAGCAUUUUUAAUAUAUGUUUGAGUAUUCUUAAGUAUUUUUAAUGUGUUGCUUUAAUUUGUCCUAUUAGAUUAUCUGCACAAUAUAUCUUCUAAAUGAAAUGAAUAGUCAUUCUCCUGUAAGCAUGGACAUUCUGAUAUCCCUAAUGAGUAUGGACAUUUGUUCUAUAUGUUUUAAUUGCAUGGAAAUUAAGGUUUUCUUUGAAAUCCAAUCACAAGGAGUUAUUCUCUGACUAUUUGGGACUGGAAUCUUGCCUCCUGAUAGGUGGGUGGUAGGAGAAAGAAGCCUCAUCCCAAGCCACAGGUACUGAAGUAGUUAUGACUCCUGAAUCUGCUGGCUCUGGCAGAGACCCACCCCUGAAAUACCCUUUUCAUGGAUGACUGGGCCUUAUUAAGGGUGGUAAAUGCCCCCACAAAAUGCCCAAGGUCUUUUAUAAAAGAAUCACCAAACAAAAGGCCCUGGGCAUCUUUACCAGUCUUAUUGAGGGUGAGAUUGGCCAAUUAGGCACUAUUUCUAUCUAUCAGUGACACAUACAGUCACUGAGCACUGCAGCACCAGGCCUGCAUCUCAUCAGAGUGGACCACAGAGCAAACUACUGACGGUAGGGAACCUGAAGCCAAAGAGGGGUCCCCCAGGCAUUGAGGCACAUCCAUCUCAUCGGGGAAGGUUGGCAGAUAGGCCUCUUAGACUUGGGAAUGUUUAAGUGCUCAGGCCCACAGUAAAUACAAGCACAUUGUGAGACCAGAUUCAGCUGUAUAUAUAAACCGCUGCAAAGAAUAAGCAACACAUGCAAGAUGAGGUUAAUCCCCCAUAUUAGCCAAAAAAAAUAAAGAGGGAAGGAAAAGGGAGAUCAUCAGGGCCCAGACCAGAAGACAGGAUACACAAGGCAAAGACAGAGCCAGGAAUGAAAGGUCGCCACAGAAAAUAGCUGCCAGUCUCGAGAAUUGGGGCAAAAACCCAUGAAUGUGUCAAAUUUGACGCCAAACGGAAAGGCGUUGGCAAACCGGAUUCUGCCGAACACCACGUAUCGAAUUCCAUUAGUUCUUGUUCUGCUGUUUCUGAUCCGUACUGUUCUACUCUUCUCUCCUGAUCGACUUCACCAAAUAUCGAGGAGGUGGGACUGUGUGCCCAUGGUGAUUGGUUGAGUUUUACUAGUUGUGUUAACUGUUUCUUUGCUGCUGGAGGUGUCAGUAAUGAAGGUUAAAGCAAAUAUUCAACUCCUGUCUUCCAAACACCAAGACUAGAUCAAUCCCCAAUUUUAUUGCCAAUAAUAUUAGAUCAAUUUUAGGGUAACUUUGUGUUGCUGAUUCUGGAUCUGGCAUAGUUUUUUUUUCUAGAUUGGUUCUGAUUUUUUUUAGAUAAUGGAUGCCUUCAUUGAAGAACAUAAAAAAGCAAAAAAAAAAUUAUGAUCAGGUGUAUCCUAGCCACAAUGCACAUGGAAACUGUUUCACUUCAUGUAAAUAUCUAAUGGCGUUGUAUUCUGUACAUCAACAUAAUAAAAACAAAGUAGGCUGAUUCAGAUAAUCACACUUGUAUCAAACAAUGUAUAGAACUACAAUUUGUACAUUUUUCUAUUUAUGUGAGUCAUCAGGACAAUCACGUUGGAUGCUCCACCAUACGUCUACCAUCAUGUGUCUAUCUCACCUGCCAUUUAAAAAAAGUUAAAACUUUCCUUUUGUCCAUUUUUCAACUGCCUGCUGUCCAUUUGUUGCCCUUUUUUCCAAUAUACACAUGUUUUGCAAACUUUAUGGGGAGUUCAAGACAUAUCUUAGUCUCUAAACUUCAAUCCAAAAUAAGCAAGAUACCUUUGUCUUACAAAAUAGUUGACAUUUUCCUUUAUUUUGUCCUUUGUUGAGCGUUUGCAGAUUUACCACAAAGCUAGCAGAAUGCAUUAGGAUUGUUAAACAGCCUCUUCCUCUUCUCUUUUUCUAUGUAAAAAAAAAAAAAACAACAAACAAAAAAAACCAAAAAACGAAUACAUGUGAAAUUAUAUGCAAAUGAUAAACUCCAAAACAAUGUAAAGGAAAACAUUAGUUUAACCCCUUAAGGACACAUGCCAUGUGUGACAUGUCAUGAUUCCCUUUUAUUUCAGAAGUUUGGUCCUUAAGGGGUUAAUGCUUACAUUAGAUAAAAAACAGUUGUUGCUUUUUUGUUUUUGCUUUUUGUGUUGACCAUGUUUAUAAAGUAUGCAUUAUAGUGGUAUACUAUAUAAAAAUUUUAAAUCUUUAUAUCUAUUUUUUUCUCAUUAAACUAUUAUUAUUAUAGAUGGAAAAGAGUAUGAUGCUUAUUUAUCAUUUGCAAACCAUUCCCUUGCUGAUCACAAAGAAAAAGAAUUUGCAUUCGAGACUCUACCCAACAUAAUAGAAAACUACUUUGGAUACAAGUUAUGCAUUUUUGAGAGAGAUAUUAUUCCAGGUGGAGGUAAGUGUAGAAUCAUUCAGUGAACAAUGCGUAAAAAGAGUAUGUAGUUGUAGCAGUGUUUCAGUUCCUUUUGGUUUUAGUGUACACUGGGGAGGAUCUAUAUACUGAAAAAUAAGAAUACAUAUAGAAAAUGUGCAUUAGUCCAUAGGAGUGACUGGGUUUCAUGACAAAUGCAUAACGUCUUUUUUUCAAACACGGCUUCUCCAUUUUUGUUUUAUUUUUGUUAAAUAAAUUCCAAAGUGUAGCUCUGUGUUAACUUUACAGGCUGCUGCAUUGAUUUUUAUUUGUUACAUUCAAUUCAUAAUGUUAAAUAGAGAAAUAAGUAAUUGGAAUGGGGAUGAGAAUAAAGUAUUGGAAAAACAAGUUUAAAAAAAAUAUAUAAAAAAUGAAUGUACUUGUGCAUACCUAGUAUACCAUGCCUAUUACUAAUCUGAAAUCUGUAUUCGUCAAUUUCCCUCUAUUGGUUACUUGACCUGGGAAUAAAGUAAGCAUUUAGUUGCUGUCCCCUGCUACACAUUGCCAUCCAAUCAGUUUUAUUGCGUGGAUGAGAAGGUGGAUAAAAUGACUGUAGUUUGUUAUAAAUUUUGGAUGCGGUAACAUUUCAAAGACAUUUCAACUCCAAUUACUAUGAAAACUAGAGAAAAUUAAAGAGUAGUGCCAUGUACAGAUUUAACAUCCUGUGUUACCAUGCUUGUCGUUGCUGUCGUGGCACUACAAGUCUAAAAGUAUCCUACUGUAUGCACAACAAAAUAAAGAAUAAAAAAAAAAGAGUAGUGUUUUGUUACUAGUCCAUACAAACAACACAGAAUCAACACAAACACAAAAUAAAACAGAAAGGUUUACAUGCCAAAUAAUAAGUAAAUAAUUAUUGUUUUUUUACAUGAUCAUAUGGGUCUUAUGUUUGGCAAAGCUACAUAUUAUAGAUGCUGAGGAAAAUGGCAGAGAGGUUCAUUUUAAAAACACAGAAAAAUAAUUCUUGAAGUAUGCAGAGAAAUGCCUGAUUUGUGUACUUUUACUAACUUAAUGUGUGUUUAUAUUUAAUUAUUUUUUACAGCAACGGUCGAUGAUAUCAACAGCUAUCUUGAAAAAUGCAGAAGGCUAAUAAUACUCCUUAGCAAGAACUGCAUGUCUGACAAAUCAAUAUAUGAGCUUGAAAGUGGAAUGCACAAAGCCAUGGUAGAACGGAAGAUUAAAGUUAUAGUGAUUGAAUUUACACCUUUAAAUGAACUGAAUGUUAUGCCAGAGUCUUUGCAACUUCUUAAAACCAGUAGCCGAGUAAGAUGGGAAGCAUCUAAGACACAUUCUUUAACAUCCAGGUUUUGGAAAAAAAUUCGUUACUUGAUGCCAGCCAAGCCAGUGGCACCAAACAUUUCAUUUUCAAAUGCCAAAAAGUCUUCACUAUCCUACGUUGUGAAUAAUAAUAAUAUAGCAUACUGA
Pelobates cultripes (western spadefoot toad) is the source of this 31698-nucleotide messenger RNA. The record is from the annotation of a GenBank genome assembly. Lineage: Eukaryota; Metazoa; Chordata; Amphibia; Anura; Pelobatidae.